AUGCCUGAUCCUUUUGCUCCCUACCUCGCUCAACACGCCAACCCCUCUGGUCCGGGUGACCACCGUCCUACAGCUCUCCAAAUUAUUAAAGAUGACGAUGCCUGGCUUGACAAAGUCGCUCUUGUCACUGGCGGCACCUCAGGAAUUGGUAUUGAGACUGUGAGGGCACUCCAUGCCACCGGUGCCAAUACCUUCUUCACAGCACGGGAUGAGAAAAAGGCUGAUGCCGUAAUCAAGGAUGUCAAAUCCACAAGCCCUGGGAAGGGAUCUGUCCAAGUCAUCAAGAUGAGUAUGGAUUCCUUGGAGUCAGUCAAAGCCGCGGCCAAAAAGUUCUUGGGAGAGAGUGGAGGGAAGUUGAAUAUCUUAGUCAAUAAUGCAGGCAUCAUGGCAACUCCCGAGAGUAAAACCGUCGAUGGGUUCGAAAGACAAUUCGGAGUCAAUCACCUCGCACACUUUGCUCUAACAGGACUGCUUCUCCCGGCUCUUAUCUCCAGCAGUAGACCCGAUUUUAAUUCCCGGGUUGUCAGCGUCUCGUCUUCAUCUCAUCGGUACAGUGGCAUUCACUGGGACAAUGUCAACUUGAUGGGCUGUUACGACCCAUACGUGGCGUAUGGCCAAUCCAAGACCGCCAAUAUCUGGAAGGCCAACUACAUUGACCGGGUCUAUGGUCCCAAAGGAGUCCAUGCACUCAGUCUACAUCCCGGAGGCAUCUGGACUGGAUUGCAGCAGUAUGCGAGACCAGAGCAAUUGGCUCAGUGGAAGGCAGAUCCAGAGGUCACUGGGGUGAUGAAGAGUCCGGAGCAGGGCGCCGCGACGUCUAUCUGGGCCGCUUGCGUAUCAUAG
Rhinocladiella mackenziei CBS 650.93 is the source of this 843-nucleotide messenger RNA. RefSeq lists its product as uncharacterized. Lineage: Eukaryota; Fungi; Ascomycota; Eurotiomycetes; Chaetothyriales; Herpotrichiellaceae. The transcript has 3 exons. The record is from RefSeq and is a predicted model, not a curated record. The coding region runs from base 1 to 843 and encodes 280 amino acids.